AUGUCAUUUGGUGAUUUCAGCAAGAUAUGCUCGAAAACACCGCUUCCACUUUGUGCUGUAGUCAAGUCUACUAAGCAGGUUAUAUUAACGAAUGGAACUACUGUCAAGAAUUCGCAAGCAGAUGUUGUAAAUCUCGGGAUAUUGCCAGUUUGCUAUGCUAGAUCGAUCGACGUCGCGAAUACGAUCAUAUAUGAAAUCGGGAAUGCAUUUAUAAAUAUUUUGACACUAUUCCUCUUGAUGAUUAUUAUAUUCAACGUGAGGCAAAAGGUGACGGCAAUUGGCCGGAGCGAAUACUCCUUUUUUUUCCAGAUGUGCUUUGUUUUAACGGUGAUCACAUUGGUGGUGGAUUGCGGAGUUUCACCUCCAGGAUCGGACUCUUACCCAUAUUUAGUUGCUGCGCAAUUAGGUCUAGCGGGUGCUUGUUGCUGGAUUAUGUCAGUGCUUGGCCUUCUAGGGUUUAGAUUGUGGGAGGAUGGUACUCUAAAGUCUAUGUUCCUGAUGUAUGGAAUGGCCGGCUGCGGAUUUUUGCUGAACUUCAUGGUUAGCAUCGUUACGUUCAAAGAUUGGUUACAAGGCAAUUCGAAUACCUCGACAAACGCAACUGGAGUAUUCGUUGUCAUGUACGUCAUAAAUGCGCUAGCUCUAUUCAUCUAUGUUGUUUGCUUGAUAAUUGUUUCGGUGAAAGUAUUGAACAACUAUUGGGCCACAGGAUCGAUACUAUUGUGUGUGUUCUUUUUCGUGGCAGGCCAAGUACUAAUGUACACGCUUUCGAAUACAAUGUGCGAAGGGUUGAAUCAUUAUCUAGACGGAUUGUUCAUCGGAAGUUUAGGAAACAUGUUCGCAAUCAUGAUGCUGUACAAAAACUGGGAUAUGAGUACAGAUGAUGACUUAGAAUUCAGUGUCAGCAUCGACAGCAACGGUUACACAACAUUCAAUUCUGACAUGAAGCUAUGA
Messenger RNA from Kluyveromyces marxianus DMKU3-1042, 954 nucleotides. RefSeq names its product Chs7p (gene CHS7). Lineage: Eukaryota; Fungi; Ascomycota; Saccharomycetes; Saccharomycetales; Saccharomycetaceae. Gene Ontology annotation, biological process: protein folding. The record is from RefSeq and is a predicted model, not a curated record. Gene Ontology annotation, cellular component: endoplasmic reticulum membrane. The transcript has a single exon. Bases 1 to 954 code for a protein of 317 amino acids.